AUGGCAGCUCUACGAUUACGGCCGUUCACACGUCUUGCAAAUGCGGCGGCUCAACGGCCCCGUGCGCUCAACGGCGUUUCGGGUUUCUCAACGAUUUCCAUGCACCAAUUGAAGCAUCCAGCGCCAGCGAGCGCAUCCACUAGAUAUCUUCCUCGAUUUCUUGACCCUAGGAUCUACUGGCAGUCUUCCAAAUCCGCCUCCAAGGCAAAGGGGCCGCAGGGGAAGAAGCCAUGGAACCCGGCAACGUUUUACAUUGCUAUUUUCCUAUUGAUUGGGUCACAGGCGAUCCAAAUAAUUGCGCUGAGGCUCAAUCACGAUGAGCGCAUGCGACGGGCAAAUGUGAAGAUUGCAGUCCUCAAAGAGGUUAUAGAACGACUUCAACGGGGAGAAGAUGUGGACGUGGAGGGAAUGCUCGGUGUAGGGAACGAGAAAGAUGAAAAGAGCUGGGAAGACGUACUGAGGGAAAUCGAGGAAGAAGAUGCGGUCUGGCAGGCAAAGGCUCGCAAGAAGCAGGGCCUAUCUGAAACCCCUUCCUCAGAAAAUAAUACCAGCCCAGAGCCAGAGGCUUUCAAAGAUGAAGCUCAAAAGAAAGCAGAUUCAAAACCCCGGAAAGCACUGUCUUCUCGGGAUUAUGGAUAUAGCUGA
This is a messenger RNA of Morchella importuna, 645 nucleotides long. RefSeq lists its product as uncharacterized. The transcript is spliced from 3 exons. The coding region runs from base 1 to 645 and encodes 214 amino acids. NCBI's taxonomy places the organism in Eukaryota, Fungi, Ascomycota, Pezizomycetes, Pezizales, Morchellaceae. The record is from RefSeq and is a predicted model, not a curated record.